Molecule: messenger RNA, 1291 nt
Organism: Chiloscyllium plagiosum (whitespotted bambooshark)
Lineage: Eukaryota; Metazoa; Chordata; Chondrichthyes; Orectolobiformes; Hemiscylliidae
Source: RefSeq, a predicted model, not a curated record
ACAAAAAAUAUUGUUUCUGCUCAGAACUGGUUUUUAGUUUCAUAAGCAUCAGCAGUGAAACUGAAGCACUGGGUUUUAAUACUCUCCAUUUGAAGUAUUUGAAAGAAAAUAAGAUGAGGUGCUUCUACUCCAGUUGCAUUUGUAUUUGGGGAGCUUGCCCCAAAUUGGGGGAACAAGAGGAAGAACAUCAUCCCAGAAAACAUUAAUGAUUACAGAACUAUUCCAAAAAGAUCAGUUCUGAUGCACUAGGAUCUCAGUGAAAGAAUGGCUUGUGCUGGAUAUUGGCCAGGUCUGGAGAAAAAUGAGGAGCACUUGACAGCUGCUUCCUCUAAAGAUUGACAGAAGUUUGAAUUGGGAAACUUGUCCUGCUCUACAACGGGCAAGUAUUUUACCGAUUAUGUUUGCAUCAGUCAACAUGGCACAUGAAGUUUGUAUAGAAGCACAUAUUGGAAAACCUGUAAAUAGAACAAUUCCAGAAUGCAAGAAGGGGAGUAUGACACCCACCCUGACCAAGGGAAUACAGGAGCUGAUAUGCAAGGAUUUAGAGUGCAUCAGGACUUUCAAAGCAACAUUUAUUUGCAACAAAUAUUACAACUUAUACAUUCCAAGUGUUUCAAAGAAUAAUAUUUCUGAAUACUGGCUAGUAUGUGGUAAAGAUCAGAUAAAGAUAGUCUUGAGUGGAGGUUGUCCACCUCUAGAGACAAGUGAUACUCCAGAAAGGAAUCAUCACAAACAGUUCAAUAUCACUCAAGGUUGUCCACCUCUAGAGACAAGUGAUACUCCGGAACGGAAUCAUCACAAACAGUUCAAUAUCACUCAAGGUUGUCCACCUCUAGAGACAAGUGAUACUCCGGAACGGAAUCAUCACCAACAGUUCAAUAUCACUCAAGGGGACAGAACAACUUCGGACGAGAGUGAUUCUUCAACAAUGCCCCCAGGGUUUAUUGUAAUGAUUGUUAUUGGAACGAUUGGGAUUAUUGGAACGAUUAUAGGUUGCUGUGUAUUGAAGCACAGAUACCCCCGAGUCUGGAACAACAUUUGUUCCCAACGCAUGGUUCGCAGACACAGAGAUCAAGAAACAGAUCAGCAUAGCUACGAAUUAAGUCCCCUGAAUAAUUGUAAUGCUGAGGCCAGGAUAUCAAUUGAACAAAAACAUUGACUGACCAGGGUGUGUGGACAGGAUGUAAACACUAUUAGGCCAUGAAGAAUUUCUGACUGAAUGUGAACCUGACUACCUGUUCUUGGUUAUUGUAGCUUUUUAUAUGUUGUUUUAAUAAAAAAUUUAAAAAGA